Molecule: messenger RNA, 1188 nt
Organism: Candida tropicalis MYA-3404
Lineage: Eukaryota; Fungi; Ascomycota; Pichiomycetes; Serinales; Debaryomycetaceae
Product: pyruvate decarboxylase
Exons: 1
Coding region: 1-1188 (395 amino acids)
Molecular function (GO): thiamine pyrophosphate binding; magnesium ion binding; carboxy-lyase activity
Source: RefSeq, a predicted model, not a curated record
AUGGUUGACGUCCAAGUCCCAGUUAGCAAAUUAGAAAAACCAUUGAAUUUAACUCCACCUCCUAACAAUCAAAAAAUUCAAUCUGAAGUUUUAGACGAUAUUAUUAGAUUAAUUGAAUCUGCCAAAGAUCCAGUUAUUAUCAUUGAUGCUUGUUGUGGAAGACAUAAUGCUACCCCAGAAGCUCAAAAGUUGAUAGAAUUAACUAAAUUUAAAUUUGCCGUUACACCAAUGGCUAAAGGAUCAAAAGAUAUUGAUGAAAGUGAUCCAAAAUUUAUUGGUUGUUAUGUUGGUGAUUUAUCAUAUCCAAGAGUUAAAGAGUUGGUUGAGAACUCAGAUUUGGUUUUAUCUUUGGGUGCUGUUUUAUCUGACUUUAACACUGGUUCAUUCUCUUAUUCCUUAGAUAAUGCAAAAGUGGUUGAAUUCCAUUCAGAUUAUACUCAAAUUAAGAGUGCCCAAUAUCCAGGUAUCAGAAUGAAAGAAUUAUUGGGUAAAUUAGUCGAAGAUCCAAACUUGAUCAAAACUUGUUCCAAAAUCCCAGCUAAGAAAUUGGUCACUGAUAAUUUUGAACCUUUGGUGUUGCCACCGGACCAUAAACUUACUCAAUCUUGGUUAUGGAGUAAUUUGGGUUCAUGGUUGAAGGAAGGUGAUGUUAUUGUUACUGAAACUGGUACUUCCAAUUUUGGUAUAGUUCAAACCAAAUUUCCAAAAAAUGCUGUUGGAAUUUCUCAAGUUUUAUGGGGUUCCAUUGGUUAUUCAGUUGGUUCUGCUGCUGGUGCGGUUAUUGCUGCUGAAGAAAUUGAUCCAAACCGUAGAGUUAUCUUAUUUGUUGGUGAUGGUUCUUUACAAUUAACUGUACAAGAAAUUUCCACCAUGGCAAGACAUAAGAAUAACAUUUAUAUUUUUGUUUUGAAUAAUAAUGGUUUCACUAUUGAAAGAUUGAUUCAUGGUCCUGAAGCUGUUUACAAUAGUAUUCAAGAAUGGGAAAAUGCAGAAUUAUUGAAAACCUUUAAAGCUACAAAUUAUGAAAGUUUCACUGUCAAGACAGUUGGUGAGCUUGAUAAGGUUUUCAAAGAUAAAAAGUUCGCAGUUAAUGAUAAAAUUAGAUUGGUUGAAAUUAAAUUAGACACUCUUGAUGCUCCAGAGAAUUUAGUUAAACAAGCUGAAAGAUCUGCUAGUACUAAUAAAUAG